Darwinula stevensoni is the source of this 3033-nucleotide messenger RNA. The record is from the annotation of a GenBank genome assembly. NCBI's taxonomy places the organism in Eukaryota, Metazoa, Arthropoda, Ostracoda, Podocopida, Darwinulidae.
UGUGCAUACGUUCGAGACGUGACCGUUUCCCCCUUCUUCUUUCGCCCAUGUGUCGUGUAGAUCCAUGAUGCUAUCGCGAGACUGAAGAGCACCAGAAUCCUCGUGGCAGGCUUCAAGGUCACACAGAAUGGCGGCAGUGGUAGAGCCAUCUGUGUCGACGGGACUGAGGUCGACGUCGACGGGAUCUCGUCUAGAUGGCCUCACAUCCCUCAUGCUCGCAGCCCAGCAGAACGACGCCGACGAGCUCCGGAACCUCAUCAAGAAGGGGCAUAGCGUCCGGGAUCGAGACAAGUCGGGGAAGACGGCCCUGCACUACUGCGCCGAGAACUCCGAUCUCACCUGCGUGGAGCGGGUCUGUCUCUCCUUCCUCCAUUCCAUCGCGUUCGAGCCUCCCCGUUCCUUCGAUUGCCGCGUCCGAUUCGUGGAAGCCGAAGGUAUCCUGAUGGAGGCGCCGGAGACGAUGAACGCACAGGACGAGGAAGGCUUCUCCGCCCUUCACCUCGCCGUCAUCUGCGGCAACGCAAACGUCGUCAAGUUCCUCAUCCGGAAGGGGGCGGACAUCGGGGUGUUGGACAACGAAGGCCACUCCCUCGUCCACUGGGCGACAGUCUGUGGGGAGGUGGAAGUCCUGGACAUCCUGCUGGAGGCGGGGUCGGGAGCAGACACGAGGGACCUGCACGGAGCGACGCCGCUCCACUACGCGGCCCAGCUGUGCGCACCGACGGGGAACCUCCUCAACGGAGGACCGGAUCGGAGGAUCGGACUCAGGACCCUCAAGAAACUGCUGCAGUGGGGGGUGCCCGUCACCACGGCGGACAACGACGGUCGGCAGUCGCUGCUCUGGGCUGCCUCGGCAGGGAGUGCAGAUGCGAUGCUGGCAUUGGUCAACGCAGGAGCUCGAGUCGACGCCGAGGAUAAGGACGGUCUCACGGCGCUUCACUGUGCGGCGAGCAGAGGCCACGUGGACUGCAUCGAGACGCUGGUGAGCCUGUGCGGGGCGGAAGUGGACGUCCUGGACGCGAACGGCUGCACAGCCUUGUUCUACGCCGUCACCCUCGGCCACGCCGACUGCACGCAGCUCCUCCUUCAAUACGGCGCCGAGCCCAACCGACAGGAUCGCAAGGGCCGCACGCCGGCGCACUGCGGCGCGGCCAAGGGACAAUUGGAGACGCUGAGGCUGCUGCACGGGGCGGGAGCGAACAUCUGGGCCAGGAACAUCCGAGGGGACGUGCCGCUUCACGAGGCCAUCCAAUCGGGGAGGAAGGAUUUGGUCACGUGGUUGCUCAGUUCGAGGCCGGAGGCGGUGAACUUGGGGAACAACGACGGGCGGUGCCCGCUCCACAUCGCGGCCGUCAAUAACAACAUCGAGAUGUGCAAGGUUCUGCUGGACUUGGGGGCAUCGACGAAUCCGAUCAUGCGGGGAAGUCGAGGCCAGCUGCUGACCCCGUUGGACGCCGCCCUCAUGAGGGGGAACCGGAACUGCGCCAAGUACCUUCAGCUGCACGGGGCUUCUCCGGCGUCGAGGCUCGCCGCGCAUCACCUCCAGGGCCUGAGCGAUUACCCUCACGCUCGAAGCUUCACGCCGUCCCCGGAUGGCACCUUCAACGUCGGAGACGGUCGCCGAUCUUCCUCUCUCAGUCACAAUAAAGACACUCAAGCGAUGGUGGAGACGGUGGAGGAGAGUCAGCAGACGGAUGGGAACCCCAGAACGAAGAAAGGGAAGGAAGGGGAGAGUGGAUUCAACAUGGUCGCCAGGGGCGAGCCAGAGGCCGUCGGCGUGGAACACGUCCCCGCUGGAGGGAAGGACUCGGGUUUCAGCGAGGUUCUCAUGCCCGAGGAAGAGGAGGAAGAGGAGGGGAAGAAGGCGAGGCGGGAGGCGGAGGCGAAGAAGGAGGAGAAGGGGGGAAAGAAGGAGGAGAGAGGGGGGAAGAAGGAGGGGAAGACCAAGGAGAAGAUGAAACACAACGGGAAUCUGUCAUCGAGCCUGGAUUCCAUGUCUGGCACCGUCAUGAAGAAUCGAGUUCGAAGAUUCGAACUGGAGCGGAAAAUCUUCUCGGAGCUCCUGGAGCUGAAAAGACUACAGAUCCGAUCCGGGAAAGCCAACGAGAGCCUCGUCGUGAAGAGGAUGGUCGACAGGUACAAGCAAGAAGGACUCCUCGGACUCAAGGGAUACGACGGCCCGUACACCUUCCGCAGCUUCGAGCGAUUUCUGUACGCCCUUUACCCCGAGCCUUCCCGUGAUCCUUUCCCCCGAGCCCUCCUCGCAUCGAGCCUGCCGCUGACGGCACUCACUCGUCGAGUGGCUGCUCGGAUGGUAAGUGCCUUCGAUCAGUUGAAGUUCGUUCAAAAUCCCCAGUUCCUCAAAUCCAUGCCUCCGAAAUCAAAGAUACCCCAGCGAGUGAAGGGCGAGGGAGACGGCGAAGGGAAUCGGUCUGACGUGCGAGACCUGGAUGAACGCGUGGCCGUGACGACGAACCCCACGAUGGCGACCAACUGCACCCACCGCACCCACUCCUGCCACCACACGGCCCACGCCUACACCGGCAUCCCCUGUGCCGCCUACAUCACGAAGCCGAAUCACCAUCAUUACCUGAAAGGGACGCAGAAUUUCCUUCCUCGCAUCCCGAACGGAGGGAAGAAGGAUACGAAGGCGAAGGAAGGCCUGGGAAAGGAAGGCCAGGGAAAAGAAGGCCAGAGGAAAGAAGGCCAAGGGAAGGAAGGCCAGGGGCAGGCACCGCUGGGCUCGGUCAGCAACUACGACCCGACGGAGCCGCUGACGGUGGAGCUGAACCACGGAGGUCAGAGGCAGCUCAUCGAGUUCCCGGCGCACACGCUGGAUAAGAGAAAACGGUACCAUGUCACGUUCACUAUCAAACCUUCCACACCGGAUGCGGGGCUGCUCAAGCCGGCUGUCAAUUCCGUUCCGAGGCAGGUCAAUAGCCUCUGAGGCUUACAAACAUGUGGCAAAUUUCUUUUCACCAUCAAUACAUAUGCGUUUAGAAGGGUCAAUAAAGUUUUCUUUCCUCUCUUUUA